AUGACGAAUGCCACGAGAAGGAAUCGGUAUCCCGAUUAUCAAACGGUGCUGAGGCUCGAUGGAAUAAACUUUCCUAUGAAUCUGCGACAAAUCGGAAAAUUCGAACGACUGAACGAGAUAUCCGUCAACGUGUUUACCACGAGGGAGGACAAACCGGAUGGAAAGAUCGUUCCGCUGUAUCUCACCGAACGCAAAAGAGAUGUUCACGUAAAUCUGUUCUAUCUGUCGGAUCCGCGAUACGGCUUGCAGGUGGGCCAUCUUGCAUGGAUAAGGAAUCUUUCGCGAUUGGUCGGGAGUCAGUUUAUCAAACGAAAAAACAAGAAGUACAUUUGUGAUCGAUGUCUGCAUUAUUUCCACUCGAUGGAAAGAUUGUCCAUGCACAAUGUAGAUUGCGAAAGGAUGAGUGACUGCGCGAUCGUUCUUCCGAACGAGGACAACAGGUGGCUCAGCUUUCGUCACUACGAGCGAAAAGAGAGACUUCCGUACGUGGUAUACGCCGAUCUGGAGUGCGCCUUGGAGAAGGAGCGAGAGGAGACGUUCAGCGUUGGCUAUUACGUGCGAUGUGUGCGAGACGAGGAUGCGACGACGUACAAAUCGUAUCGCGGUGAGGAUUGCAUGGCGUGGUUCGCGCGGGAAUUGAACGUCCUCGCGCAUCGCGCGAAGCAGACUCUGAGCGCGGUCGUGACUAUGACGUCGCUUACGUCAGAUGAGAUGCGUAGCUUUUGGAACGCGAAUCGUUGCCACAUAUGCGGAGAGCCAUUCGAGCCGAGUGAUCAGCGCGUUCGCGAUCACUGUCACAUAACCGGACGUUACAGGGGUCCGGCUCAUGCGCGUUGCAAUAUAAACUUCAACAAUUCCUUCGUAAUUCCGGUGUUCUUUCACAAUCUCUCGGAUUACGAUGCGCAUUUCAUUAUCGAAGAGAUCGCCAACGGUUUCGAGGGUAAAGUGGAAUUGUUACCGUUGACCAAAGAAACGUACAUCUCGUUUACGAAAGUCGUUCGGCAGACAUCGUCGGGAAGGGGGCGUCAUUGCGUGAAGCUGCGAUUUGUAGACUCGUGUAAGUUUUUAAGCGCAAGCCUCGCGAAAUUGGUGUCGUAUCUGGACAAGAACGAACUGCGAAUAACGCGGUCAGCGUUCUCGAGUCUCGACGACGACGAUUUCGAAGUGCUCACGCGCAAGGGUGUGUUCCCGUACGCGUAUGUCGAUAGCGUCGAUCGGUUACGCGAGACAGAAUUACCGCCCCGCGAGGCCUUUUACAGUUCGUUGACUGGCGAGAGCGUCAGCGUUACCGACUACGAGCACGCGGUCACUGUGUGGCAACGUUUCCGCAUCGGUAAUCUCGGCGAGUGUAGUGACUUAUAUUUGAAAACGGACGUUCUAUUGUUGGCGGAUGUGUUUGAGAAUUUUCGCGACAACUGCAUGCGGAGUUACGAUUUGGAUCCCGCUCAUUAUUACACGUUACCGGGGUACACGUGGGACGCGAUGCUAAAAUACACAGGUGUGCGAUUCGAACUGCUGACCGACGUCGAUAUGCUCCUAUUUGUGGAACGCGGUGUACGCGGUGGUCUGAGUCAGUGCUCCCACAGAUACGCGCGAGCUAACAAUAAGUAUCUUGCGUCGUACGAUCCGUUACAAGCGUCGACGUAUCUCAUGUACUACGACGUUGUAACGAUGCGCCACGCUUUCCGCUUCUUCCCGGUUCUGGACUCCGGAUUGUCGGACGGGAUUCCGACAAUCCGCUUAUGCUUCGCGUCACAAUCAGACGCGCGGUUUUAA
Molecule: messenger RNA, 1776 nt
Organism: Vollenhovia emeryi
Lineage: Eukaryota; Metazoa; Arthropoda; Insecta; Hymenoptera; Formicidae
Exons: 3
Coding region: 1-1776 (591 amino acids)
Biological process (GO): DNA replication
Molecular function (GO): nucleotide binding; DNA binding; DNA-directed DNA polymerase activity
Source: RefSeq, a predicted model, not a curated record